This is a messenger RNA of Triticum aestivum (bread wheat), 666 nucleotides long. Its product is annotated as cytosolic sulfotransferase 13-like. NCBI's taxonomy places the organism in Eukaryota, Viridiplantae, Streptophyta, Magnoliopsida, Poales, Poaceae. The transcript has 2 exons. Gene Ontology annotation, molecular function: sulfotransferase activity. The record is from RefSeq and is a predicted model, not a curated record. Bases 1 to 666 code for a protein of 221 amino acids.
AUGUGCAAGGAGACAGGAGAGGAUAGUGGCAAAGAAAUUGGGGAGGUCAUUGAUGUAGAUGUGGACGACUGUGGCAUGGCUGCAGGGGAUUACAUGAGAGUAAAGGUCCGGCUGGACAUUACUAAACCCUUGAUGAGAGGGAUCAUUGCUUUUGAUGAUGUGGAGGAUGAAGGGGAAGAUAGCAGCGAUAGGUACCGUGGGUACUGGUUCCCGGAGUGGCACCUGUCGGCCCUAGCGGCAGCCCGCGACCACUUCGAGCCCAAGCCAACAGGCAUCUUCCUGGUGAGCUGCCCCAAGUCCGGCACCACCUGGCUUAAAUCGCUGGCCUUCACCACCGUGCACCGGGACGUCCACCCGCCGUCCGGCCGCGAGCACCCUCUACUGCACAAAAACCCUCAUGGCUGUGUUGAAUUCAUCCACGCAAUCUAUCGGCAACCGGUCGACGUCGCAUGGGGCAUCGUCGAGGCGUACCCUUCCCCGCGCAUCUUCGGCACCCACUUCCCCUUGUCCUUGCCGCCGGAGCGCAUCAGCAGCGAUGGCAGUGGCUGCCGGAUCGUCUACAUCUGUCGGGAUCCCAAGGACGUGGUUGUCUCGUGGUGGUGGUUCAUGCGCACCUACCUCCCAAACCCCGAUCAGGUCCAGUUCGAGGAGGUGUUCGAUUUGUGA